Molecule: messenger RNA, 2286 nt
Organism: Talaromyces proteolyticus
Lineage: Eukaryota; Fungi; Ascomycota; Eurotiomycetes; Eurotiales; Trichocomaceae
Exons: 4
Coding region: 1-2226 (741 amino acids)
Biological process (GO): DNA-templated transcription; positive regulation of transcription from RNA polymerase II promoter by galactose
Cellular component (GO): nucleus
Molecular function (GO): zinc ion binding; RNA polymerase II cis-regulatory region sequence-specific DNA binding; DNA-binding transcription factor activity, RNA polymerase II-specific
Source: RefSeq, a predicted model, not a curated record
AUGGAGAACCGAGGCAACCUUCGUAAAGCAAAGCCAUAUAUGGAGAAUAAUGUUCCGGAACCGGGCAAGAAGCGAGCGCGAUAUGCCCCAAAGGCAUGCGAGGCAUGUCGAAAGCGCAAAGGCCGAUGCGACGGAAUGGAGCCUUGCGCAUACUGUGUCGGUCGUAGGCAAACUUGCAACUAUGCGGUCAAUUCGGCCACUCCUAAUGAAUGGAGCAGCGACACUGCUGUGCGGUCUCCCGAGAGCAGAAUCCCUCAGAAUGUGAAGGAUCUCGCCUGGAUGCCAGAGUAUGUGAGACUGCAAGUUCUAGGUGGCCUAAUAGCAGGUAUGCAGGGCCAGCUGGAAUCCCUGGCAAAACAGGCUAAGGAGCCAUCCAACUUAGCAAUCGCUGAGCCAACCACAAUGACACAGGGAACUGACACCAGCCCUCCCAAACCCGUUGACCCUAAGCUUCAGAUCGAGCUCGCGGAAGAGCAGUCGGCUGAGGAUAUAAUACCGCAAACAGAACCAAUCCUGGUCCCUGCCAAUUCAUCCAAACGGGUUGCACGACCCUUCUAUGGCCCGACGAGCCCGGACUACAGCCUGAACGUUGCGCAGAUGAAAAUUAGCACGUCUGGCCCCGAAAUUGAAUAUGCUACCAUCGAUGAAAAUAAUCUGAAUGAUGAAGAUUCAGCUAAGGGACAGCAAACUUUGGGCAAAGCAACUACCCAGGAACAGCCACUGUUCCGAACUCUUCUUAGCCGACGGGAGUUCCUACACCUGAUCUAUAUCUAUCAAGAAAUCAUAGGCGAAUUCCAUCCGAUCAUUGAUGUUGAGCGCUUAGUAGACCAGAGUGGUAUCUGGUAUGGAAAGCAACCCUGCGAGAACGAUACAAGAGAAUCAGUGGUGGAAGCCUACGACGUGACUAUACUCAGUCUCGCUCUUGCCAUUGCACUUUGGACUGAGUCUCCCUCUCAGCGUGACAUGGCAGAGAACCUCUACUCUAGUUGUCGUGAAGUGGUCCAUUUGGUCGUCAAUGAUCCCGCAGUCAGUACUAAAAAGGUGGUCGUUACCUUGAUGGUGGGAAUCCAUCACUUUUUCAAGGACCAACUCAAAUUUGCUUGGCGUAUGUGCGGACUAGCCGGUCGUAUGCUUAUGGAAUUGGGCCUACACACCCGAGAGAUCCCAAAUCAACUCAUAGAAUCCGAGCAGGAACGCGAAGAGAUCGCUACCCUAAUCAGCAGUGUGAUAGUUCUAGACCGUCAAUGGAGCGCUGCAACUGGGCUUCCAACAAACUUCCGUGAGUGUAGCUUCGAUGCGGCUCUUAGCAUCUACGUCACAUCUCCUUACCUUAAAGCCAUGCACUCAUUUACUUUGAUUAGCGAUAGGUUCAGUGAACCCAUCGACCGGGUUGCUACCGGGGGCAACUGUGAUGAUGAGGACACACUGGAGAUGAUGAACUUCCAGAUCGAGCAGUGGAAGAAAAAAUGCCUGCAUGGCUACGAUUUGACGAAUCCUGCCGCCUGGUGUAUUUCCAAAGCGAAGCCACCCUCGUGGGUAAUAUUGCUCUACCUCCGGGCAAACGCAGUGCGUGCUUUACUGCUGAGGCCAUGGUUUCUUCCAAAAUCAACUACUGAGCUCAGCAAAACCAAAAUUCCCUCCGGCUUGGAUCUUAUAUCGGAGAGCAUUGACUUGCUUUCCGCAUUAGAUGAGACCACUGACAUAUAUCGAAAGCAGCUCCCACAUUUUCAACAUAUUCUAGCCAGUACAUGCGCCCUUCUCUUUUUGAUUGUUGCAUACAUAGAACAGCAUCGCAUUAAUUGGUCGCCGGAAGAGUAUUCCUCUCAUUUAAUGUCGGUAAACGGAAGCUUCAGCAAGGCUUUCCGACUAGCUGCGACCUACAGUAACUCCUCCCUUGCAGCACGAAGAUUGAGGAAUCGACUCAAAUUGAUGAGAGAGCUUGACUUCAUUUCUCGAGAGGACGACUAUUUUGCUAGCAAACCCAUGAACUCUCCCACUGGCACUGCCAGUGCCAGUAGGAUCAGGUCAAACAGAUCACAGUCUGAUGCUUCACUGGCUUUUACAACUUACGAUCCCACCGAUCUGGCGUUGCCAAUGCAGCCUCUUUUGAUGGAUCUAACAGAGAUGGGGAGCUUUACCGUUAAUAGCUCUUCGAACAUGGGGCCAAAUAGCUUGAUGUAUGACUGGGCGUUAGGAGAAGCCGACAGCUCGUUUCCAAACAUGUAAUUUGUUUUAUCAAAAAAGGUCCCGACUUUGGCAGCGGAUAAAUCCAGCAGCGAAAUGUCG